Molecule: messenger RNA, 201 nt
Organism: Necator americanus (New World hookworm)
Lineage: Eukaryota; Metazoa; Nematoda; Chromadorea; Rhabditida; Ancylostomatidae
Exons: 2
Coding region: 1-201 (66 amino acids)
Source: RefSeq, a predicted model, not a curated record
AUGACUCUGUCUCUUCCUCGCCGUCCAAUAAAUAUUAUAUAUUAUGUGUUACGUCAACUUACAUUGCAUAUUUAUGGUCCGAAAAAGAAAGAAUUUUCUUCUGUUCUCGAGUCGCAAUCCCAUCCUUGUGAGUUUUCAAGUGCUAAAUACCGAGUUUAUCCCUCCGGUCAGUCCGAUGAGAUCGCUUACUUGUGUCAAUAG